This is a messenger RNA of Penicillium antarcticum, 906 nucleotides long. RefSeq lists its product as uncharacterized. The record is from RefSeq and is a predicted model, not a curated record. Lineage: Eukaryota; Fungi; Ascomycota; Eurotiomycetes; Eurotiales; Aspergillaceae. The transcript has a single exon. Bases 1 to 906 code for a protein of 301 amino acids.
AUGAAGCCCUUCACCCUCACUCUCUCCAAUGGAGAGAUUGCAACAGGUCGAUUGUCUAUCCCACAGUCGACUCAGAAACCAUUGCUAGUCUGCCUGCAUGGCGGCACUCAUGAUGCGGAGUACUUCGAUGCUCCCCCGAGUACUCCAUCACCCGGGUCACUGAUCCACGGGGGAUUCCAGUUAUUUGCACUAAAUCGCCCGGGCUAUGGUACAGGAAUGCCACUGGAUCCUCAAACGAAUGAGACAUAUCCCCAGCAGCAAGGAAAAUACCUCAAUGACACCAUCUUGCCUGCGCUCUGGAAGGAAUAUGAAGCGCUCUCGGGUGCAUCUGCCCUCGUCCUCCUCGCACACUCCAUUGGAGCUAUGAUGGUCACAAUUACCGCUAAGUCCUAUGCAGGCAGUGAAGGAUAUCCACUUUCUAGUUUGAUUGCCUCUAGAAUUGUUGCUAAGAUCAAUAUCACCUACACUCAGGGCCUUGCGAAUUUCAUUGAGCCAAAUGCCAGCCAUGGCAACUUUGAUCCUGUGAUGAAGGAUCAAUUGAUGCUGCAGAUCCCGGGUAUGUUGCUUGCAGACCCAGAAGUGAGAAAGCAGUCGGCGCGGCUUAAUAAACCCGUUCCUGUGGAUGAAAUAAUAGGAAUCAAUACAACAUGGUUGCAGAGUUGGAAUCGAUAUUCUCACCAAGUCAAGGUUCCGCUCAAGUACGGAAUCAGCGAGUUUGACGAGCUAUGGAGCUCAAAAACAGAUGCACUUGGGAAGUAUCGUGAUGCCUUUCCACUUAGUCCCAGGGUUGAAUGUGAAAUUGUGUCUAAUGCGCUGAGCUAUGCGGCACAUAGUUGGCUGACAGGAUGUUGUGAGUUUGCGGUUGAAUGUUCGGAGUGGUAUACUAGUAAGAACAAGAAGACAUAA